Molecule: messenger RNA, 1314 nt
Organism: Aegilops tauschii subsp. strangulata
Lineage: Eukaryota; Viridiplantae; Streptophyta; Magnoliopsida; Poales; Poaceae
Source: RefSeq, a predicted model, not a curated record
AUGGCUCCACUGUUCCACGUGGAGGCUCUGCUCCCGAGCUCGAUCUCACCCAAGAUCGACUCCAUCCUCCACUCCCACAUCUACCCGCAGGUAGGUCACGUCUUCCGCGCCGUCGCCAGGUUCAGGGCCCUGCUCGUCGACGUGAUACUCAGCAAGAAGAGGACGGCGGCCAUGAGAGCCGCCAGCGGCGGGUACGGCUACCGCGGCCGCUCGACGGCGAAGAGGAGCCGCGGCAAGAAGCGGACGAGCAAGAUCGCCGGCUUCGUGAAGAUGCAUUUCGUCGGCUCCUCCGGCCCGGCUCGGGCGAGGGAUCGGCUGGAGGCCAGCCGCGCGCCCUCCUAUUCGUCGUACUCGUACUACGAGUACUCGGCGGCGUGGAACGCUGUGGUUCCAGCGACGGCGGCGGCCGUGGAGGAGGAGGUGGUGGAGGUGUGCGACGACACGGCGGAGUGCGGGUACCUGUGUUGGCUGGAGGAGGAAAGGUCGUCGGGUGGCACGCCGGCGGGCGAGGACGACGCCGAGGCUAGUCCGGCGGUGAACGAGAUCGACAAACUGGCGGAGAAGUUCAUCGCGAGGUUCCACGCAAAGUUCUUGCUGGAGAAGCAGGAGUCGUACCGGAGGUACCAGGAGAUGAUCGCCAGGAGCAUAUGAACCACGAUAUCCAUGGCGAUCCAUCGAGGAUUAAUCCAUUGCGCCGGGCGGCUUGGUGUCCGGACUCUGAUCAUCCGGAGUACUGCGUGAGUACGAAUUUCAUGUUGAGCAGUGAGUGAUUAAUUCAUGGUGCAGCUCUUCUUGGCCGUGCCUCGAAAUUGGAGUCGUUUUCGUGUGUGUGUGUGUGUGUGUGUGUGUGUGUGUGUGUGUGUGUGUGUGUGUGUGGAUUCAUGUAAGGUUGGGCUACGGUCGAAGCGAAAUUAUUCUUCGGGAGGUCAAGAAAUAAUAUCAGCAGUGGUUUAUAUAUACAAGAUUCACACGGCCAAAAGAGAUUCAGGUCCUGGCAUGAAACAGCGAUGAAAGCUCAUGCUUUUGUAGCAAAAAUGGCUAUGUGCAGGACAAGUUUUUAGUUGGAUAAAAAUAAUGCAUGAACACCCAUCUAGAGUCUAUACCAUGUACUUGCUGGUAUAUAUUUUCUCAAAAGUCAAGCUUCAUCAACUUUGACCAAAUUUAUAGAAACAAUUAUCUACAUCUAUGAUACCAAAUAAAUAUCAUUAGAUACAUCAUGAGACAUACGUUUAUAUUACAUUUAUUUGAUAUUUUUAAAGAUGAUAACUUUCUCAGUAACAUUGCUCAAACUUUACAAGGUAUGACUUCUGAAAG